Topomyia yanbarensis is the source of this 4924-nucleotide messenger RNA. It is a transcript of the gene RapGAP1, whose product is annotated as rap1 GTPase-activating protein 1. The transcript has 7 exons. Gene Ontology annotation, molecular function: GTPase activator activity. NCBI's taxonomy places the organism in Eukaryota, Metazoa, Arthropoda, Insecta, Diptera, Culicidae. The coding region runs from base 1627 to 4497 and encodes 956 amino acids. Gene Ontology annotation, cellular component: cytoplasm. Gene Ontology annotation, biological process: regulation of small GTPase mediated signal transduction; activation of GTPase activity. The record is from RefSeq and is a predicted model, not a curated record.
CAAACAACAGUGUAGGAGGUUAGACAUAUUGCGUGAAUUUAGAGCUUUUGUGCACACGCGGACCUGCUAGUGUCCCCAUAAGCCUGCCAAAGGUCCUGGUCAGCUGGUGGUUCUUGCAGAGCUCAAACGUUGAAUGUGUUGGUAUUUACGGUGCUCUGCAACAAGCGGUUUUCCAACAAACAACAGGUGUCCGACUCGCGGUUUUAGCCUACUGAGAGUGGAAACGCAGUGCAGUGUUUGUUUUUGUCUUGUGAUAAAAAAAAUUCUGGAAAAAAGUAUCCAAACUAUUGGAAAAAGUAUUUUGUUACCCGGAUCUCGUUUUGUGUGGUGACAACAUUUUCGAAACGUUUUUUUUUCGAUUCAAGACGUUUCUUGAAACAAUGCAUCCGUCAGUGAGCGCGUUGCUGGAAGUGGAAAAGAAGAAGCGUUUUGUCUUGGCCUUCCUCGAUUUCAGUUCGACGGUGUGAGCUAGAUGUUAUCGCUGAAAUGGUUUUACGAUUGCUGUGAUUAAAAACCAACGAGUAAAACUGAAAAUAGAAGUGUUCGAAGGGUGGUAAAUGGAAUAUUGCUGCAAAGCUGGUAUAUUUUUCGGGUGAAAUCCAGUGUGUGUGUGUGUGCUUGCGGAAAAGGUGCCGAAAAGUGAUAUCAGUUGAAGUGGAAAAAAAUAUUGCGGAAUGCCAAUCGCUGAAGAUCGAGAAAAAAACAGUGAUUGACGGUGUUAUAAAUGUGUGCUAAUUAUUUAUUCAUACAGCGUCAAUAAGUAUAGUGGCGGACAGUGCAAAACAGAGAGGAGGAAAAACAAAAGAAACAGCAAGCGCGAAGAAGUUGAUAAUCGUCGCAUUCGAUUAGAGAGGAGUGCAGUUUGAGUGUUCUUUUUCGGGCAUACAGCCGGUUUAAAUAUUGAUCAUUGGGUCAUUCGAAGUUAGCAGUUGUUUUAGUACAACAGUGCGUAUGUUUUGAAGAGAUACUGUAAACCACCAACAGCAGCGGAGCCUGCCCCGAAUUGCAAUACAAUAAUGUUUUAGUGUUCCAAAAACUGUGUAUGUGCUCUUUGAUGGGCUAUUCGUGCAGUGAUACUGUGAAGCUGCCCGCGCUGAUGCCGCCCGAAGAAAUGAAGAAGGUGAUGAGUGUGGUAUUGCCGUUGUUUCCAGUUGGAAGCGCCACGACUUGAGUCGAACGACGUUCAGCAGCAGAUGGUAAUGAAGAGGCGCGGCAUUGUUGGUGCGGCGAUCCGUCAAAACUGAAACAAGUCGUUUGCAACAAUCAACGGUAGUCGGUAAUAUAACUUGUUUUGCGGUUUUCUGGCGUAGAGAGUGAAAUGAAAGUGUAAUCGCAUUUUUAAAACCAAUCAAAGAAGGCGGGUUUCGGUUUUUAUUUUGCUUCGCGCUCCGGUUGGCGAGAAAGAGGCGCGACGCGAAACAUGUGACGGAAGAUUGUGAGAGGAAAAUUGUGUUGUAUUGGCAGGUUACGAGCAGGAAUAGACCAUUAUUUCGAAUUACGGUUAAGGUGCGAUGUGAUUCAAGCGCAAACAGCAGGUGGGAAGUGAAAAUUAGAUCAAUUGAGUACAGAGAGAAGCAAAAAAAAUCAGUUCGCUGGAAAGAGGGGUAAACGAUUGCAGCUGCGAAAAUGUUGAAAAUUCAAAUGCUGGAGCAAAUCGUUGCCAACGAGAACAUGAUCGAGGAUGAUCAACUGGCGAUCGGUGGAAACGGAAGGGGCGGAGGGGCUGGUAGUGGUCAAUGCGCUGGCCCCUCCAGCAGUCCCAGGGAUGAAAAUGAUGAGACGAAAAGCCUGAACAGUGGUACCCGGCUGUCACCUCAAGGACGGCAGCAUAUGGGCGGGUGGACCACAGCCGCAUCCAACGCCAAACAGAAUGGACUGUCGACGACGCCGAGCAAGAGUGCCACCACCAGCCCGGACCGGCUCCGGGGGGCAACGCACGAUCUGUUCGAGCUACUGGAACGUGUGCAAUGCUCGCGACUGGAUGAUCAACGUUGCGUUCUUCCAUCGUACUUCACACAGAACUCCCGUGAAGAACGAAUCUUAAACCCCCACGGCAGCAGCAACAACAAUGACCCAUCGUCGGCGAACAAUCUCCUCGUUCAGAUGCCCCAACAACAAACCCGAUCGCUGCUGCGGCACUCGAACUCCAUGUCCUCGAAUCCACACUCGAAUUCCAGUUCGACGCCCGCAUCACCGCAUCUGCUCUCGAACAGUAGCAGCGGGCACCUUCAUCAUACGCUCUCGAACGGAAGCUCCCUACACCAUCGCCCGCAGUACCAGAGCCAAUCGUCGGUCAGUUCCCAAAGUUCGUCAAUCAUUUCGGCAGUCCCACCGCUACAACGAUUACUAGAGGAUCACCUCAGCAAAGCGGCUCCCUAUCCGAUGAUCGUGCUACCAAACCACGGAGGUUACUGGAUCGAUGGAACCGAUCAUGACUCGGGAUACGAUAUCCCAUCGCAUACGACCUGGCGAGUGGGUAAGAUCGAAUCGGACGACACGGCCAAGUGCUACCGGCGGUUUUUCAUCUCACGGGAACAUUCGAGUCUGGUCGGUCAUGAUGAUCAACUUGGUCCAGUACUGCUCUCGAUCAAGUCGGAAAAUGUGGCCAGUCAGGAUCAUAUUCGGAUACUGCUUCGACUACGAACAGGAACAAUGCAUGAAAUCAUUCCAGCCUCGUGCCUCGGAUCGAACCCUUCACCGAUCAAGAUGGCACGGUUAUUGAACGAACAGAUCAACGUUGACAGUUUUAUGCCUGUGCUGUGUCCGAAAGCAUCCACCCUGAUCGCAAGCUACGAUGAGCAUGUGCUAGUCACAAAUUUCAAGUUCGGUGUUCUCUACCAACGCUACGGUCAGACGGCUGAGGAAGAACUCUUCUGCAACAGUGAUACAACGCCAGCUUUCGAAGAAUUCCUCGAUCUUCUCGGUCAACGAAUACGGCUACGUGAUCACAAGGGUUAUCGAGGAGGACUAGACAUUCAAAACGGUCACACUGGCGAUACUGCUGUCUACGAAGUGUUCAAAGAACGGGAGAUCAUGUUCCAUGUUUCCACUCUACUUCCCUACACAGAAGGUGAUCCUCAGCAGCUACAACGGAAGCGACACAUAGGAAACGACAUCGUAGCGAUUGUGUUUCAAGAAGAAAACACUCCCUUCUCACCGGCGAUGAUUGCGAGUCAUUUCCUGCACGCAUUCAUCGUUGUUCAACCACUAGAACCCAACACUCCCAACUGUCGGUAUAAGAUUUCAGUGACCGCUCGCGAUGACGUUCCGUUUUUCGGUCCAACUCUUCCCCAACCAUCAGUAUUCAAAAAGGGACCUGAGCUGAAAGAGUUUCUCCUGACCAAACUGAUUAACGCGGAAAAUGCUUGCUACAAGGCGGACAAAUUUGCCCAAUUGGAACUACGGACAAGGACUUCCCUGCUACAGAAUCUGGUCGAUGAACUGAAGGAGAAGACGCGGGAUUUCCUGGGAGCUGAUUUGUUAGGAGCUCCGACUUCACCCACUCCAGAGACUCCGAAAUCUGAAGGUGGAUUCACUGGUUCUCGGUUCAUCGAUACCGUUAAGAAAGCGCUUAACGCCCGGCUAAGAUCACAGAACUCGGAUCCCACGAACGGAAUAGAUUCCAACCAAAAACAUCAGAAUUCUAUCAAAAAAUCCAAGGAGGUUUCCGACGCACCUUUCGGAUCAGGACAAGGCAUCAAUAUCGGUCGAUCACUUUCCAAAAGCAGUACAACUGGUUCGCGGAAAUCUCCCAACGAUUCGGUUGCCUCCUCACCGGACAUUACAUCACGCUGUUCGUUGAAUCCAAACAAUUUGAACAAUAACAACAGCAAUACCGCUAACAAUAACCACGGUGCAAAUGGUGUCCACGGACCAAAAGGACUUUCCAACGGAGUUGGUAACAACAACAACAACAAUGGUCCAGUAGCUAUGUCCGAAACGAGCGAUGACUCCAGUCUCAACAGUGUCGAUCUAGAUCCAAUGGAUGCCGGAGCGACCUACAUCGACAGCGAUACGGGGCUCGAGUCGAUGUCAUCGGCGGACGCCACGACGAAGGCUUGCUCGCUCUGUCUGGAUGGCGGUGAUCGGACGGAACGGUCCACCAAUGGCGGUGGCAGUGUGAUCAGUGUCAGUGUCGGUACCGGUAGUACCGGUGGGGAUAGUAUCCGGGAUCUGAGGAGUAGCACCGGUAGUAAUGCGGGUACGACGACGGCUAACUGUAUGGGUGGAAGCGUUGCUAGCGGUGGUGCUGCCGGGCUGAUUAUGGCGCAGGAGGUGGUACAGCAGUUGGACGGGUUCAAGCAGGAAAUAACCCGGUUGAAGUGUGAUAAGCUGGAUCUGCUGAGGCAGAAUGUGACCUGCCAGCGAGACAUCAAACGGUUACGGGAGCGAGAACUAUCCCUACAGGGAGACCUGGCAGCCGCCGGUAAAGAAAUCCUGCGGCUACGUGAUCUACUAAAGGAAUAUAUGCCAACAGCGGCAACGGAACCAAUGUAAAUUGGCGAUGCUUUAACCAAAAAAAAAACGAGAUAAAAAAAAUCUACCCACCAUCACAAGCUACACAUACACCACAAACCUGCAACAUGUGCUAACUACAUCGCCGUAUCUGUUGACUGUGCUGUGCACUACUAGUAUUCCGUGGCCUGUUGCUAAGGAGCAAUUUUAGCUCCUUCGAAUACCAUUCGACCAAAAAAAAGUCGAAAAAUAACGAAAUCUCAUCAAAUUUUUUUUUCUGGUACUACUCAUUUAAUAUUUCUAGAUGAAAAAAGGAAAGUAAAAUAAUUAAAAAGUUAUUUGUUUAGUGUAAAAAAGUUCGUUUUCAUAUUAUUGUUUCUAUUUAUUUCAUAUUCCACUAGGAAGUUCUUUUCGUAACUAUUUAGUAUAUAAGGAGUCCCUUCCCUCUCAUACCCCCUUACACCCAUUC